CCGCCGUGCCGCCUCCUUGCUCCGCCCCGCCAUGGCGGCCGGGCUCGGGGCUCUCCUCAGGGCGUCGCGGCGGCUGCUGGCUGCGGCCGGGGCCGGGCCCGGGGCCGUUCGUGCCGCGCACGGCCCCGCUCCGCCCCGCGCCAAGAAGCGGUGGCUCCGCGCCUACCUGGAGCAGCAGCGCCUGGAGGCGCCCCCGCGGCGGCGGUCCGAGCAGCCCGGCUGGGAUUACCACGCGGAGAUCCAAGCCUUCAGCCGCCGCCUCCAGGAGGAUUUUUCCUUGGACCUCCUCAAAACCGCCUUCGUCAACCCCUGCUACGUGCAGAGCGAGGAGGCGAGGCGCCGGCAGCUGGGGCUGGAGGCGGGGGCGGCUGCCCUCGCCCUGCGGGACAACGGCGAGCUGUGUGCGCGGGGGCUGCCCUUCGCCCGCUCCCAGCUGGGGCGCUGCCUGCAGGCCGCCCACCCGGCCCUGCCCGCCCCGGGCACGGCGGCGCUCGUCGCCUUCCUGACGGGCCCGGAGCUGGUCGCCGAGGUGUCCCGGGGCCUGGCGCUGCAGGACCUGGCGCUGUGCGCGCAGUUCCCCGUCCCGCCGCCCGUGCUGCACAGGACCUUCUUCGCCGUCGUCGGAGCGCUGCUCGGCAGCAGCGGGCCCGAGAGAACGGGCAUCUUCCUCAGGGAUUUUUUAAUGCCCCAUCUGAUUGGAAAAGAUCUGUUUGAGAUCUGGGAAGUUGUAAAUCCCAUGGGCUUACUAGUGGAAGAGUUGACCAAGAGGAACAUCUCUUCUCCAGAGCCAAGAAUUACAAGGCAGCUGGGAGUCACCACAGUUCUUCCUCUGUACUUCGUUGGGCUGUACUGUGAUAAGAAGAUGAUCGCUGAAGGCCCUGGUGAAACGCUGCUUGCGGCAGAGGAAGAAGCUGCCCGCGUGGCGCUGCGGAAGCUGUAUGGGUAUACAGAGAACAGGAGACCUUGGGAUUACUCGAAACCCAAACAAGGGUGGACAGCUGAAAAGGCUAUCAGCAGUAACUAGAUAAUACAGGCCGCUUCUAGUUUCUCUCAAGAAUUAGUGGCUUUCAUGCAAAUAUGGAUGCAUUUCAGAAAGCAAAAUUCGGUUCAGUUUUUUGUCUUAAGUGUAUGCAAUUUUCAAAUUAAAUACGGUUUUAAAAUGAAUGUAAUCUUUCCCUUUUACAUAAAGCUUAAUAUUCAGUCAUUUUCCUGAACAACAAAAGUACAUUUUUUAUGAAUGUAUGCAUUCUGUCUGAGAAGUUUUUCCAUACAACAUGGGAGACUGUUCUUAAGGAUGUUUAAUAAUGUGACAAAGUCCUUGCUCUUGAGGAACUUUGCUACGUAGAGAAAGGUUUUAUGUGAGCUCUCUUGGGGCUUUGAUUGAGGGUGUCGUUAAUAAGAUGAGGUGAAUUAGAUAUGCAGCAUUGGGCUUUGGGUUCUAUCUGGAUUUAUUUGUCCUUGACCUUGUGAAAAUGUAAAAUGCGAUGUCAGUGGUAUUAACACUGGUGGUCCAAUUAAAAAAGGAAAUGGCACUUUUGAGGUCUUA
Molecule: messenger RNA, 1546 nt
Organism: Anas platyrhynchos (mallard)
Lineage: Eukaryota; Metazoa; Chordata; Aves; Anseriformes; Anatidae
Gene: MRPL44
Product: mitochondrial ribosomal protein L44
Biological process (GO): RNA processing; mitochondrial translational elongation
Cellular component (GO): nucleus; mitochondrial large ribosomal subunit; microprocessor complex
Molecular function (GO): double-stranded RNA binding; ribonuclease III activity
Source: RefSeq, a predicted model, not a curated record